Messenger RNA from Stegastes partitus (bicolor damselfish), 1702 nucleotides. It is a transcript of the gene ovol1a, whose product is annotated as ovo-like zinc finger 1a. The record is from RefSeq and is a predicted model, not a curated record. Gene Ontology annotation, cellular component: nucleus. Bases 245 to 1246 code for a protein of 333 amino acids. NCBI's taxonomy places the organism in Eukaryota, Metazoa, Chordata, Actinopteri, Pomacentridae. Gene Ontology annotation, molecular function: DNA-binding transcription factor activity, RNA polymerase II-specific; RNA polymerase II cis-regulatory region sequence-specific DNA binding. Gene Ontology annotation, biological process: epidermal cell differentiation; regulation of transcription by RNA polymerase II. The transcript is spliced from 5 exons.
CGGUGGAGCACCUCUGUUGGCUGUGUGAUCUCUGAGGUCUGCUCUCACUCCCGUUAUUCCGGAGCAGAGCUGUUCCCCGUUUACCUGCCGCCCGCUCACCUGAGCUCACUCACCUGUCCGGAGCUGCGGCCAACCGGCGGACAGGAAGCGGACUUAACGAGCAGAAAGCGGCGGAUCGAGCGGGAGGUGUUCGGAGCAGCGUCCCGGUUUCCUGAUCCCGGCGCUCCGCGGGGCGGGACCCAGCAUGCCGAGGGCCUUUCUGGUGAAGAAGGCGAACGUGUCGCCGGGGAAGCGGAACUGGAGCGAGCUGCCGGACCAUGAGCGGGGCGACGUCUACAUCCCAGUUUCCAUCUUCCCUCCGUCCGUCCUGAUGAUGGAGGCCGAGGCCAGUCCGGCCGAGACGGCGCCGCUCUGCCUCGCCAAAUACUCGGACACGCAGACGUACGCCGAGCUGCCGUCCAGCACGGUCCUGGGUCGCCCCCGGAGCCCGGCCGAGGAGAGGUCCGAGGUCCGGAGGAGGGCGCAGGGCGGCUCCACGUACGUCAGGGCCAAAAUCAAGGUGACUACCGGCGAGUUGCCUCCCGAUCCGUCUCCUCUCCCUCUAAAUCUUCCUCCCAUUCCCACUCAACCACUCUCGGCCACACAUGUGAUGCCAGUUGCCCCGACGACGACCUCUGCCACCGUGGAGACGGUCUCCAUGGUGACCAGAUCAGCAGGUCAAAGUCAAAGUGCGUCCACAGCGACGACGGGAGAGUUUGUGUGCCAGAUCUGCCAGAAAACCUUCCAGUACCAGCGGAUGUUAAACAGACACGUCAAAUGUCACAACGAGACCAAGAGACACCUGUGCAGCUUCUGCAGCAAAGGCUUCAACGACACCUUCGACCUCAAGAGACACGUACGCACUCACACAGGCGUCCGUCCCUACAAGUGCACCCUGUGUGAGAAGGCCUUCACCCAGCGCUGCUCCCUGGAGUCUCACAUGAAGAAGAUCCACAGCGUCACCCUGAAGUACGCCUACAAAGAGCGACGCAACAAGCUGUACGUCUGCGAGGAGUGCGGCCACACAGCCGGAACUCAGGACGAGCUGCUCAUCCACCUGCACCAGCUUCACCCCGACAGCCCUCUGCUGAAGGGGAAGGCUGCCCGGAGGGGAGGAGGGCCGGGAGGAGGCUCGGUGGGAGGAUCCACGCCGGGUUCUCCACAGGGAGCCGACAGCGACGACACCACCGGAUCAGCCGGGCAGUAGGACGGCGGGAGGCUGGAGGAGCUUCAGGAUAAACUCAGGGGAUGAAGGACGAUGAGCGCGGUGUCGCAGCAGACUGUAGAGCAGCUGAACUGUAUAUGUGUAUAUAUUUAUGGAUGUGUUUGGAUUUGGGCAUCGACUCUAUAAAACAAUGAAAUCGUGAACUAGCAAAGACCCGGUGUGACUCAUCCAGACACUGAUGAGCAGAAACACACCUGAUGUGACUGCAUGGACCGGUUCAGCCUCCGGUUCCUCCAACAUCCAGCAAACUCACGACGAGGACGUCGCUGGUGACUCAGAUGGUCUUAUGUUUGGCUCAUAUGUGUUUUUCUACAUGGGACUGUGUUUUUCCUCCUUUGUGUUGCAUGUGAAUACGACCUGUGGGCUCCUCUGUACAGUCGAAAAGAUGAGUUUUUUUAUGGAAAAUACUUUAUUCAUUAAAGGGAGUAAUAUAUUACA